AUGCAUAUUGAGCAAUGGCUGAUUCUUGCGAUUAUACCUGUAAACAUGAUCGGAAUAGUCACAAAUUGGCUGGUGGUAACUGCAAUCAUAUUGAAUAAAACCGUGAAUCAUUCAUUUUCACUUCUCACCAGCAAUCAAGCUAUAUUCAAUGGUGUUUUCUCAGUUGUAUACCUCGUCUACGUAGUGCCAAUGAUAUUUUUUGAUUCUUCAUUUAUGAAACUGAACGUACAUCAUGUUGCAUUUAUUCUAUUAAUUUGUUACGAUGCUUCGAUCCAUGCCCACGCCAUAAUAACAAUUAACCGAUUUUGUGCGGUGUUUUUACCAAUUGCAUACAAAACGUUGUUAAGUUCAACACGGACAAAAGUUAUAAUUGCUUUUUCAUUUAUCCUUUCUCUGGCGUUUUUGACAAUUUUAUUCCAGAUUUAUCCAUGUCAAAUGUAUUAUAACAAAGAGUUAGGACUUGUAUAUACAGAUUUGCCAAUUUGCAUGACUUACUCUAAAUAUGGAGAUAUUGGAAAAUUGAUUUCAUUUAGCAUUUUUAAUGUAAUAAUUGAUACGAUCACAGUUUGGAAAGUGAGAAAAGUACGAAGUCAACAUGGAAAACAUAAAUUUACAAACAAAGAAAUUGAUUUCUUGAAACAGUCGUUCAGUCAAGCAAUAUAUUUGCUGGUAACCACUUCCUGUUUUGUAAUUAUCCCAAUGUAUAUUACAAAUCCAGUUGCUGAAUUAAUAAUGGGUACUUUCUUUUGGCCAACGAUUCAUGCAUUGGACGGAGCCAUCACUUUAUAUUUCAACACUGAAAUUCAAAGAUCUUUAUUGAAAUAUUGUUCCAAAACAAGUGUGGCAUCAAUGAAUUAUAUUACAAAAAAUGGAGGAAUGUCGCAUGCAAUAACACUGAAAUGA
Molecule: messenger RNA, 903 nt
Organism: Caenorhabditis elegans
Lineage: Eukaryota; Metazoa; Nematoda; Chromadorea; Rhabditida; Rhabditidae
Gene: srx-36
Product: G-protein coupled receptors family 1 profile domain-containing protein
Exons: 6
Coding region: 1-903 (300 amino acids)
Biological process (GO): signal transduction; G protein-coupled receptor signaling pathway
Cellular component (GO): membrane
Molecular function (GO): G protein-coupled receptor activity
Source: RefSeq, marked reviewed